Poecilia latipinna (sailfin molly) is the source of this 4840-nucleotide messenger RNA. RefSeq names its product inactive dipeptidyl peptidase 10. Bases 299 to 2689 code for a protein of 796 amino acids. The transcript has 24 exons. Gene Ontology annotation, biological process: proteolysis; regulation of potassium ion transmembrane transport. Gene Ontology annotation, molecular function: serine-type peptidase activity. Gene Ontology annotation, cellular component: plasma membrane; voltage-gated potassium channel complex. The record is from RefSeq and is a predicted model, not a curated record. Lineage: Eukaryota; Metazoa; Chordata; Actinopteri; Cyprinodontiformes; Poeciliidae.
GGGUAUAUAUAGUUUAAAGAGUGUUUCAGUUUCGGGGAACGUAUUUCACCAUUAACCUUCCUCCAAAGUAAAAGGUCUAUAAUUUCAUGUGAAAUGAAGCAAAGUAAAAGAAGAACUACGUGUCAGUUUUAAUUUCUUCCCCAAUUAAAAACUGCUCUCCUAAAAGCAACAGUUUCACGCAGUUCUCCAGCGGAAAACUUGUGCAAUUUAUUGGAGUCUAAGUAAUGCUGCAGAUUGGUCCCGGUCCCCCGUGGCUCAGCAAACCGAUUUGUCUGACGGUGGAAAUGAAGCGGCACUAAUGUCCUCUCUUUUAGCUCGGCUCGCAUUCAUCACCACAUUUGUUUUCUCUCUCCCGCUUCAGGACCUGGGGAGUUCAGACGGUCCACCGAGGAACUGGAAGGGCAUCGGGAUCGCCAUGGUGGUGAUCCUGGCCGUCAUGUCCCUGGUCACCCUCUCCGUCGUCGUCCUGACGCCCGACGAGUCUCACUUGUUACUCCGCUCCCAUGUGACCAUGGAGGAUCUGGAGAGCGAGGAGUUUAAAGUUCACGAUCCCUGUGCGGCGUGGUUGAACGAGAAUGAAGUGGCGCUGCGCACCAGAGAGGGACAUGUCCUGACAUUCACCCUCAGCAACAACCUAACCACAACUCUGCUGGACAACAGCUCUCUGGACCUGACCUCAUCUAAAUUCCAGGUGUCUGCAGACAAGAGGUUUGUCCUCUUGGCGUAUAACAUUCGACCGGUGUUUUCUCAGUCCUUCACAGCCUCCUAUGCCAUCUACAGUGUGGCUAAUGGGGAUCUGCUGGAGCUUAGCCCUCCUGAGAGGGAGACGACAGAGUUGCAGUAUGCUUCUUGGGGACCCCAGGGUAAUCAGCUGGCCUUUGUGUUUGACGGAGACAUCUACUACAAGCCCAGCGUGACGAGCGACUCGCUGCGUCUCACGUCCACUGACGAGGACCAGAAGGUGCUGAACGGACUCUCUGACUGGACCUACGAAGAGGAGGUGCUUCUGACAUACGCUGCCCACUGGUGGUCUAUGGACGGUGCCCGGCUUGCAUAUCUCCGCAUCAACAACUCCGUGACACCUGUGAUGGAAAUACCUCACUUCCUGGGAGGCCUCUACCCUUCCAAUAUGAUUUUUCCGUACCCAAAGGCUGGUUCCAGUAUCCCAACAGUCAGCCUGUUUGUAGUGAACCUUUACGGUCCAGCUCACACUCUGGAGAUGCUGCCUCCCGACUCCCUCAGGUCCAGGGAAAACUACAUCUCCAUGGUGAGCUGGAUCAGCAGCACCCGGCUCGCGGUUCGCUGGCUGAACCGUGCCCAGAACCAAUCAGUGCUCUGCGUGUGCGAGGCCACCACGGGGGCAUGCUCAGAGAAACAUAAAAUGGCCAUGGACAUGAUGCAGAACCAGCGACAGGACUUGCCUUUGUUUACGUCAGACGGCUCAAUGUUUUAUACGAUACUUCCAGCAAAGCAAGGCGCUCGUGGAGAGUUUCACCACAUUGCUGGUCUGACAGUUCAGCCUGCCAUCCCCUCUGUCCCCCCGCGCUUCUUGACAUCGGGGAGCUGGGAUGUCACCUUGCUCUGCGCCUUAGACGAGAAGGCUGGAAAGAUCUACUUUCUGAGCACAGAAAAAUCGAGAGAGAGCAGGCACCUUUACAGUGUGGAUUUGAAUGGAGUGUUUCAGCGUCGCUGCAUCUCCUGUGGCCUCAUUGACGGAUGUGGAUUCUUUAAAGCCAUUUUCAGUCCAAAUCAAACCCACUUCAUCCUCUACUGCCUGGGCCCAGGAAUCCCUAAAGUGACGGUUCACAGCAUGAAGGACCCCUCUAGUUAUGUCGUCUUGGAGGAUAACAGCCUGCUGUCUGCAGCUCUGAAGGACAAGAGGCUCCCGGAGAGUCUGUUCAAGACAGUCCAAUCAGACAAUCAUGAUCUGCACCUGAAGCUGACUCUGCCUCAUGGCUACGAGGCCAACCUGCACCCGCUACUCAUUAUUGUCGACGGCACGCCCGGCAGCCAGACUGUGACGGAGGAGUUUUCCCUCGGCUGGCCUCAGGUCCUCUGCAGCACGCACAGCGUGGCUUUGGCCUGGGUGGACGGCCGCAGCGGCGUCGGCCGCGGCCAGAAGACCGUCGCCGUUGACCCCCGGAAGCUCGGCACACUGAGAGUCAAAGACUACCUUCGAGUUGUAGAGUUCAUGCAGCUUCCUUACAUCGACUAUCGACGGAUAGCCCUUUUUGGAAAGGCACUUGGAGGUUAUUUAGCGCUCAAAAUGUUAGCUGCAACCGACAACCUCUUUCAAUGCGCUGCAGCUGUAGCACCAAUAACGGACUUCAGGUUUUACAGUGCAGCGUUUUCUGAAAGGUAUCUUGGGUUUCCAGCAAAGGAGGAGCAUGCUUACAUGACUGCAUCUGUCCUUGAAGAAGUCAACAAACUAAAAGAGGAGAACUUCCUCAUUGUGCAUGGAACUGCAGAUGCGAGGGUCCACUUCCAGCACAGUGCUGAGCUACUAAGCCGCCUGGUGAAGGUGGAGGCCAACUACUCCCUGCAGCUGUACCCGGACGAGGGCCACGUCCUGAGAGAGCUCCGCAGUGUCAGACAUUUCCAGCGGACUGUGGUGAACUACCUCCAAAACUGCCUGAAACACAGCACCCUUCUAGAUGCCCCAGAGGAAGAAGAAGAGGAAGACGACUGAGCCCAGAGGCCUUUGUCUCUCCCUCCUGAAGGACUCAUGAUGAGGACUGGAUGCACCGGUUAUGCAUUUCAUUGGGUCAGGUCACCAGGAAUUAGAGCAGAGGAGUGGGGACCAAAAGCAUCAGAUCACCUCCUGUAACUUCUGGAUAAAAUGUUGUUCUGUACGACAUGAUGUUGCACACAAUUAGUUCAGCCGUUUUGUUGUAUGUUUUGAGAAAGAGUUUGUUUACAGAAUUCACUUGAGACAAUGUGGGGGAGACUGCCACUGACUCAAAACGUUUACAAAGAUUAUAAAGCAUGCAUGUCAUAACGGCUGCAUGAUGCUGAUUAUGUAUUUUGAGCCAUUUUUUUUUCAAAGAUUUUUGUUUUGUCUUCAAAAUUUGGAGAUGGGGCCUCUAUUUAGGUCAGGUUUUGAAAUCCGGUGUGCUUCAACUUUUAGAUGCAUUCUUGCUUCGGCAGUCCUCAGUCAAAUGAUUUGAUGUUUUUUUGGUAUUUGGAAAACAAGGUGUUUCAAAAACCUUGUUUUCCAAGGUCACAGUCACAGUUGACUGGUACUUCCCUGUUACUGAGCAACCCAAGGGGAUUUCCACCCACUUCAUUAUUAGACAGUGAAAACCUUCGGUCAGCUGGUUUUACUCCUGUAUGCUCUCUGCAAUGGCUGCUGGAAAAGACAAGAAUGUUGAAAAUUGCACAUUUGUUUGUUGCCAUUUUCACUUGUAUAAAGAGCAAGUCUAAAUAUUGGGGGCGUGGCCAGCAGUAAUUAAUUUGCAUAAAAGUGACAGAGCCUUUUAACAGCUCGUUCUGCAGUGAAAUGAGAUGAGAUGGUGAAAUGUCACCAAUAUGUAAAAAUAUGUAAUGAACAUGUUUUGUGUAGCCCAGAGAGCUGUCUUACCUUGUUUGAAAGGAAGCAGAAUAAGUCCCCUUUAAAUGACCUCCGCAGUGUGAAAUCAAGUUCUGCAGAGGCCCAGUAAUGGAUCUCUGUACUGGAACUCAUAUGUAUCUAAAAGUUGCAAGUCAAUAACUCUUGAAGAGUUGGCUUAGAGUGUGCCAAACCUGCCGAGUGAGUGCUGUUGAAGGUAGAAACUGACGCAUAAAAGAAACAUCCUAACACAAAACUAAAUACUUGGGAUGGUUACUAAAUAAAUGAAUGUAAAUCCAAAACUUUAGCAAAAGUGUAUUUGGUACUUAGGUGCUAGCCUGCUGAUAGUCAGGAAGGACACUGGUCUGUUCGUAACCUGCAUGAUGUCAGAUUACAGUCUGAGUUAUGGUUGCAUCCCUAUGGAUUAGUUUAUCAUCAAAAAGUAAAUGUCAGAAUAUCUUCAAAAAGUGAAAUUAUUUCAGUGAUUCAAUUCAAAAAGUGAAACUCACACCGAUUUACUGCAGACUUUGGACUUCGUUAAACAUUGUGGACUAACACCAGUAGUUGCCAUGACUCCCACCAGUCAUUCUUUUUCUAGAACAGCUUUUCCUUUCACUCAAUUUUCCAAUAAUAUGUUUGGAUACAUCACUGUGAACAGCAUUGGCCUUUGGUGACUUACACUCCUUUAGGAGGGAAUUAAUGAAAAUCUACUGGACAUUUGUCAAGUUAUGUGUGAUUCUAUAGAUAAUGACAUGAUUUUUACAUAAAUUCAUGUUUUAAAAAACAUUUUUAAUGGUCUCAUAGUUUUGAGGUUUUCAUUAGCUGUAAACCACAAUUAUCUAAAUAAACAGAAAUGAUGUUGAAAUAAAUCACUGUGUAUAAUGAAUCUAUACAAAGUAUGAGUUUCACUUUUUUUAUUUGAAUAACUGAAAUAAAUCAACUUUUCAAAUAUAUUCUAAUUUAUUGAGAUACACAUUUUCUUUUUGCAUUUUUACAGUGUGUUGCCGGAUUAUGCAGUGUUGCGUUAAGGAUGAAGACCAUUCUAAAUGUGCCAAAUACAUUUUACAGAUUUUGUCCUCUGGUUUUGUUUGCAUUGUGUGAAUAACAAUGAGUAUGCAACUGAAAUGCAACAGAGACUAUUUAUACCAUGCUCCAGUUCAAAAGUGAGUAUAUGUUACAGGAACGUAUACGUGUCUGUGCACUGUAUCUAAAAGCAUUAUUUCUGUUUUGAUACAUUGUGGCAUUUUAACCAUUUAUUGUGUAAUGCAGGAUUAAAUUAUUUCUUUGGAAAAA